UGUAUCAAGGUGUGUCCUCUUCAGGUCACAGUGACUCUCAGGUAAAACUGAAGUGUAGUAGUUUAUUGUCCAUGUGUGUCUUUAAAUCCGGUGAAUUCUGCAAAAUCUUGAAAUCCAUUGUCCAAAGUGUGCUAGCUGUGCUGUACUGUUUUAAUAUUCUUAGUGACUGGAAUGGGGUUUAUUACAAAAUGCAGGAGAAUGUACAUGUAUGUAUCAAAAUAUGUCAAUAUGGGAUGGAUGUUGUAGAAUUUUUAGGAUGAUCACUAAAUGGAAUUUUAUCAGGAUUGCAAGGUGCUUAUAAAUCAAAUUGAAGACAUUUAAUGAUAUCACAUCUCAUUCUAGUGUUUUGUGAUACCCUAAAUAGUUGCCAGAAUGUAUGUGUGCUAUACUUUACAGAUGGACAUGUGAAAUACCUGUCAGAUACAUACAUUGUACGGCAGGUAUUAUUCAAUAAAAGCAAUUUGUUUUCAGUUGAUUUGUAAGAGCCUUUUGCAGUCUAAUUAUGUGCUCUAAUUUCAAGAUGAAGAGAAUUUUGUUUGCGAGCUAAGGGUGUUACAGAUUUAGCCCCAGAUGAGGAACUAAUUGCUCAAUCAAGACAGACUGUAUAUUAUGCAAUGAAUGCUUUGCUCCCACAAGACCUGACAAACAUCUUGUGCAUUCAUGCUCUGGCUUUUUACUCUGCAGUUUUUACACAUAGUUUUAACUUCUGCUAUCUUUCAUGUGAUCUUUUAAUAUCUCCCUUGUUAUUUCUCCAUCUUGCAUCAAUUAUCAUAAGAAUUUCUUCCGGGGUCUUUAAAUAUGAAUAAAAGUGGAAUUUUUAAUUACAUUAAUCUAAUCAGCACUUAAAGAGCUCUCCAUAAAACAUGGCAGAGGAAUUUUUUAUUAAUACAGCACGUCAUUGAAAUUCAGUCGUGUGUACUUAAUGCUUUACUGAUCUUUUCCUCGCCUGAUUGUUUUAGUUAAAUCAGUGAUAGAUAAACAAAUAAGCAUUUACUUGGGUUUUUUACACGUAAGCAAAUGAGCUGAGAUUAAUUUAUUUGUGUUGGAUUUUAAUCAUUACAGAUGAUGAUCAAAGAAUGGUGCAUUAGAUAGGAGGAAAUUCAAAGGAUUAAGUGACUCCAAACUUUAAGAUGACGAACACCAAACCACCGACACACUUGAACGGUGGCUCCUCGACCGAGUAUUCGUUCAUGCGAGCUGCCUCCAAUGUAAACACACCUGAUGAGAAGCUCUACUUGAGUCCAGUCGAGUCUAUGGAACACACAGAGGAUAGAGAGGAGGAGGCCUGUGGGUGGCUGGGCUGUCGCCCCUCCCCCAUACAGAGAUUCCGUCACCCCCGCUGGGUCCUAGUGUUUCUGUGCUGGGCAGGAGCCAUACAGGGGAUGGUGGUGAACGGUUUUGUCAAUGUGGUGAUCUCUAACAUCGAGAGGCGCUACGACCUGACCAGUACGGAGACUGGCACCAUCGCCAGCUGCUACGACAUCGCCUCUGUCCUCUGUCUCAUCCCCGUCAGUUACUUUGGAGGCCUCGGGUGUAAACCUCGUUAUCUAGGUAUUGGAGUUCUGGUAAUGGGUCUUGGGUCCAUCGUCUUUGCUCUCCCCCAGUUUACCUCCGGCCUGUACACAUUUACUGGGGACGAUGUGACGUACUGUGAUAUUGGGGCCAACGCUACAGCAUGUACUCACAAAGACAGCCUCUCCAACUAUAAAUAUGUCUUCUUCCUCGGGCAGCUUCUUCAUGGGGCAGGGGCCGCCCCUCUUUACACCCUCGGGGUCACGUACCUGGAUGAGAAUCUACCUGUACGCUCAUCCUCCAUGUAUAUAGGUAUUUAUUAUGCAUUUGCCAUCGUGGGGCCAGCUGUGGGAUAUCUAGCUGGGGGUGCAUUCCUUAAUAUAUAUGUAGAUGUCAACCAGGUUAAUUCAGCAAGUGUCAGCAUUACCCCCAACAGUCCUCGAUGGGUGGGGGCCUGGUGGAUAGGAUUCCUCAUCAGUGGUCUGCUGGCCUUUGUGGUGGCCUUCCCAAUGUGUGGCUUCCCUACCAAACUACCAGGGGCUGAAAAUUUCAAGAAGGAGCGUGAGAAGGAGGUGUACCACCGUAAGGGGACGAAGGUGGGCAGUGAGGACGGGGAGAGUACGGGGGCCUGCAACUACCGGCACAUCCUGGGGUCAGUCAAGAACUUGGUCACUAAUCCUACCUUUAUGUUCCUUAACCUGGCAGCCGCAUGUGAAGGAAACUUGCUGGCUGGGUUUGCUACAUUUGCACCAAAGUUUAUUGAGGCUCAGUUCAGUUUACAAGCUUCGAAUGCUGCACAGUAUGUUGGUUACGCUGCUAUACCUGCAGGAGGUGGGGGCACGUUUCUGGGUGGCUACCUGGUCAAGCGGUUCAACCUGGGGGUGAGGGGGAUCAUCCGCUUCUGUCUGGCGAUCAGUAUCCCCUGCUUCUUUUGUGUGCUGAUCUUCCUGAUCAACUGUGAGAAUGUCCUGUAUGCUGGAGUCAAUAUAGACUAUGGGGAAUUCGCAAGUAACGGCACUCGCAGAUUUAUGGGAAAGUUUACAACCAGCAGCUGUAAUACUAACUGUGGGUGUACGCUGGAGAACUAUAAUCCUGUCUGUGGAAUAGACGGGAUCAUGUAUUACUCCCCUUGUUACGCAGGAUGCGCGGAGUCAAUCCCAGACACAGAUCCUGUGCAAUACAAGAACUGCAGCUGUGUGAGCUACGAUACCAGUACCACCCCCUCCUACAUGGCCAUGACGGGGAAGUGUGAGAGCACCUGCACCAUGCUGCCUUUCUUCAUGGCCAUCUUCUUCUGCAUCAUGUUCUUCACCUUUGUCAUCAGUAUGCCAGCCCUCUCAGCCACCCUCAGGUGUGUACCUCAACAAGACAGUUCAUUUGCCCUUGGCAUUCAAUGGAUCAUAGCAAGAUGUUUAGGUUCUAUCCCUGGUCCUAUAUUGUUUGGGAAGAUGAUAGAUCUGACAUGUCUGUUAUGGCAGAAGAAAUGUGAUGACAAUGACGGCUCCUGCUUCUUCUACAACAAUAAGAACAUGAGCUUGAAUCUGAUGGGGAUUGCGCUGGCUGGCAAGUUUCUCUCCAUCCUCUUCUUCACUCUGUCUCUCAUUUUUUAUAAGGCAUCCCCAGAGAAAGAGGAGGAGGCUGAUCAUGACACCAAGGAAACCAAACUAAACGGGGAUUCUGGGGUCAGAGACAGUCAGAGCACCAACACGUCUGUCACCUCCCUCAACAACGGCACGACCCAGCCGGACGUGAACAAAAACAACACGGGCAAAGACUUCACCACCAAACUGUAGCCAUGUUGUUUAGACUCUAUAAGCUGCAACUGUGAUUUUUGUAUCAAAUCAGUGUUAUUUAUUUUAUGAUGUACUGUGUGGAAAUAUGGAUAGGAGCUAAUGAAGAACGCAGAGGUCCAAUCAGUCCAGGGGUUUACUUAACAUUCUUCAAUGCUAACUUAAAUGAACUGAUCAAGAAAAAAUAAGAAAGGGGGGGUGGGAUUCAAAUCUGAUGUCAGUAUUCUAUGUUCAUGUUCAAAACAAGUAGCCUUAUGAAUGUUGUUUUAAAGCAUGAUACGAGUGACUCAGAUGGGGAUAGAUUGUUCUGAAGUUUCAAAGUUUGUAAUAUUUCUUGAGUCAGUCAGUUAUUACAAGUUCAUGGCAGUUUGCUGUGAAUGUAUUUGUAUAGAUAUAUUGUCUGCGUGAGUACAGGAUGAUGACAAUCACACAACAUGGAACAUGAUGGCCAGGUCAACAAAACACUGUUGUUUAUUCCACUCAGGGAAUUAAAAAGAAGAAUUUUUUGUGUGCAGAAUCUUUGAGCAGCAGCCAAAGUCAUGUACCUUUAUUCUUUUUCACAAGCUCAUGGUUAGAAUCCGAGGUUUGUAGUAUAUUUGUGUGCUUUUGAUGUGUGUGUGGUUGAUCAAGAAAAUAUUCAUAUUACAUUGUAUUCAAAUCAUGUUCUAUGAAUGAAUCCUAUAUUGUCUGAUGUUUUAUGAUGUUAAUUCAGAUUAUAAUAAUGUUGAUCUCUUAUUUUGAAUAGAUGUGCUCCUUGUUUUUGCUUGUAACUUGAAUUCAAAGGCAGCUAGUCAUUUAUUUUGCAAUCUCAGUUACUCAGAAAAUGAGCCAUGAGGCCAUUGUAUACUUGACACAUUUAUAUUGCUGAAUGUCAAGGCUUCAAAACAUAGAGGCGUUACCAUUAGCAGAUUUUCUGAGUGAACUAUGAGAGUGUGUGGACCAUAUCAAAUUUAUUUGUGUAAAUAAUAUUAGAGAAUAUAUUUUCAUAGGAAUUGUUUACAGAAUACAGCAUUGAUAGUAAAUGAAAAAUGUUUUUGUUUUGUAUGAAAGCUAAAACGUUUUUCUUCAUUGAAAGUUCAUGUUUAAGUUGGCAUUUGCACCAGGGGAUUUUCUUGUGUUAGUCAGAAACAAUAGAAAGGCUGAGAUAAAAUACCUUUGUUUAGAGAUUGGUAUCUGUACAGUGUGAUAUGUAGUUUAUAAGAACUUCUUUGUUCCUUACUUAUACUGUAAAUCACUUUAAAUGUGCCAGAACUUUAUAUGCCUGCUAUUUCAUGACUUGCAAUUGCCAAAAUAUUUUUUUUUAAAUGAAAGUAUCCUUAGUGCAUCUCAAUCAAUUUAAAAAUUAUGUUUUGCAAAUGAAUUUAUGAAGUUGAUUUAAAAAAAAAAGGAUCUGGCAAAUAGAGGUGACCUAGUUGUGAGGUCCCAGGUUUACUUACACAGAAAUGUUUGUCUCCUAAUUAAAGUUUUCAGCUUGGUAAUCUAUGAUGUUUGUAGAGCCAUCUGAAUAUGUAUAACAGUGUUUGUACAUGAAAUACAUGGUUUUCUGUGAUGGCAUUUUUAAAUUAGAAGUAUUGUGAGGAUUCAUAUGGCUGUUUUUAAGAUGCGACGUGUUGGAGGUUAACAGAUAGAGUCUGUUGGAGAGAGAUAUUCUCUGUGGCAUGGCAUUUGUUAACUGAAGGUAGUAUUUGUUUCUGAGAUUCAAUGUUUAUUGUGUAGAUGUAGCCAGUAGUGCAUUAUAACUGUAGUUAUCCAUUGGUGCUAUGAACUUAGAGACUCGUGGUUCAUAUCUUGAACAAUAUCGUUUUACUGGUACAUGUAUUUAAUUGAAGUCCUCUACCAUUACAAAUGUUUGUAUAUUAUGGUAUCAACAUGUUUUUUUGGCAAUUCACUUUGGUUGAUAGAGAAAUGAUUCUUGUAGUGGGGUGUAUACCCACUUGAUUUUUAAGAAUUUUUUUUUUUAAUUUAUCCCAAAACAUGGGAGCUAUAAUCAACAUGAUUAUUCAAAUGGAAUUUUUUUUAAGGCAUCAUAACCAAGAUGCAAACAAGAUUGUUGUUGGGCAAAAUUAUGUUGACAUCUGAUUAACAUAAUGUUCAGAAAAAUGAUUUUUAUUAAUAAUAUAAUAUCCUUUUCAAUGCCAAAAAACCCCAGUUCAUAACCAGUCUUCCAUUCAACUGUACAGGUGUGAGAUGAGCUUUUAAAACGAGAACAGUUAUGAAGAGAUUAAUAUACAUGUAUUUUGUGUACCAAACUGUUUAGUUCAUUAUUUGAAGCAAACUACUUACUAGUAAUCAACAAAUUGUUUUUAUGCUAUUUAAAAUUUAUUGUGUUCACCUGAAAAAGCAAUGAUGGCGUCAGGUAAAAUGAAUUGUUUUAUGUAAACAAAAUUAUUUACAUUGUAACAAAUCGCCUUAAACAAACUGAUGCUAGCAAUGUCAUUAAUACUGAAUGAGAUCAAUAUUUUGGUCAAACUGAUUGUUAAAUUGCAUGUUGAGAUUAAAGAAUUAAACAAAUGUCAACGUAUAA
Molecule: messenger RNA, 5826 nt
Organism: Magallana angulata
Lineage: Eukaryota; Metazoa; Mollusca; Bivalvia; Ostreida; Ostreidae
Product: solute carrier organic anion transporter family member 4A1-like
Exons: 14
Coding region: 1131-3305 (724 amino acids)
Biological process (GO): sodium-independent organic anion transport; transmembrane transport
Cellular component (GO): membrane
Molecular function (GO): protein binding
Source: RefSeq, a predicted model, not a curated record